AUAACACCGCGCGCGCCCCUGGCGUCCUCCGAAGGUCGCUUUGCCGAGCGGGGGCGCGCCUGAGUGAAAGGACCCUGGUUCGGGGACGCGGUGCAUCCUUCUUCCCAGCUCUCAGCAGCGAAAUGACCGGGUACACGCCGGAUGAAAAAUUGCGGCUGCAGCAGCUGCGGGACUUGAGAAGGCGAUGGCUGAAGGACCAGGAGCUGAGUCCUCGGGAGCCUGUGCUGCCCCCCAGGAAGAUGUGGCCUUUGGAGGCGUUCUGGAAUAAAUUUUUGAAGGACGGGGCCCCGUGGAAGAACGCGAUCUAUAAGGUGUACGGGCGCAGUAUUUUUGCUUUUACUCAUGUGCUCAUACCUGCCUGGAUUGUUCAUUAUUAUCUGAAGUAUCAUGUGAAUACAAGACCAUAUCACAUCGUUGAAAGGAAGCCCAGAAUAUUCCCAGGUGAUAAAAUUUUGGAGACUGGAGAAAUAAUUCCACCAAUGAAAGAAUUUCCUGAUGAACAUCACUGAAGACUAUUUAAAAAUGUCAAAGGCUUUUAAGCCCUUAUUUUUUUCCUAUAUUGUUAUAUUAACUGAAUAUGUUUCCUGCAAAACUAAUAAAGUU
Messenger RNA from Fukomys damarensis (Damara mole-rat), 603 nucleotides. It is a transcript of the gene Ndufb6, whose product is annotated as NADH:ubiquinone oxidoreductase subunit B6. The coding region runs from base 123 to 509 and encodes 128 amino acids. The transcript is spliced from 4 exons. NCBI's taxonomy places the organism in Eukaryota, Metazoa, Chordata, Mammalia, Rodentia, Bathyergidae. The record is from RefSeq and is a predicted model, not a curated record. Gene Ontology annotation, biological process: mitochondrial electron transport, NADH to ubiquinone; mitochondrial ATP synthesis coupled electron transport.